AUGAUGGAACUUAUGGGCAUCACCAUUGGUACUGAAGCUCAUUCAUUUGCUAUCAGACGUAACGAAAUUCGGAUUGAGCGCUCUGAGCUGCGAGCUUCUGCUGCUUCCAAAGAAGGCAGAACAGCUCGAUUAGCUGAAAGGACUUCGCAAAACAUCGAAUAUGAAGUAGAAGAAGGCCCAAUAUCACUACAAGAGCUGGAAUCAUGUCAACCAGGGUGCACCUUUGAAAAAUGCCUAAAAUUUACGCUUCUAGACCAGAAUACCCCCUUAAGACAAUACAGCAAACUAAACGUACGAUCAUUCACUGGUCGUAGCAAAUAUCUAACUUACUAA
Messenger RNA from Cotesia congregata, 333 nucleotides. NCBI's taxonomy places the organism in Eukaryota, Metazoa, Arthropoda, Insecta, Hymenoptera, Braconidae. The record is from the annotation of a GenBank genome assembly.